Molecule: messenger RNA, 3325 nt
Organism: Cottoperca gobio
Lineage: Eukaryota; Metazoa; Chordata; Actinopteri; Perciformes; Bovichtidae
Product: aryl hydrocarbon receptor nuclear translocator-like protein 2
Exons: 17
Coding region: 193-2067 (624 amino acids)
Biological process (GO): regulation of DNA-templated transcription
Cellular component (GO): nucleus; cytoplasm; transcription regulator complex
Molecular function (GO): DNA-binding transcription factor activity; protein dimerization activity
Source: RefSeq, a predicted model, not a curated record
AUUCAAAUAAAUUGCAUUUUAACAGCAAGUGAUUUCUUAUGCUGCACACAAUAUACAAAGUAUGUAUGCAUGCAGAGCAACGCAUGUUAGUGUUGCUGCAGAAAUGGAGGACUGAGUAGUAAACACGGACAUGCAUGAACCCCCCCCCCCCUCUCUCCUAUAGGCGAGGCGAGGAGGAGGGUGAGGAGAAAAAUGAAGUCAAUUAUACAACCGCACCCUCCUCUCUGUUACUACUACAGGCUCCUGAUGCAGCCGCAGCGGCUCCAGUCUGCAGGCAUGUCGGCCGGCGGCUGUGACGCGGCGAAGCGGCCAGUAGCAGGUACAGCAGCAGAUGUAGACGAGGACGUCGCGGGCCGAGCUGUGGAGCUGCCCAGGAAACGUAAGGGAGAAGUGGAGGAGAGGCAGAGCGAGGACCUUCACCUGAAGGAUGAGCUCAGCAGAUCUGAAGAAGAGGAUCAGCAAGUCAAAAUGAAAAUCUUCAGGGAACCUCACCGGCAGAUCGAGAAGCGACGGAGGGAUAAAAUGAACACCCUCAUUGACGAGCUGUCGGCCAUGAUCCCGGCCGGCAAGCCCGCCACCCUAAAGCUGGACAAGCUGACUGUGCUGAGGAAGGCUGUGCUGCACCUGAAGACCCUCAGAGCCGGGACCAGCAGCGUCUUCACAGACACCAGCUGCACGCCUUCAGUCCUGUCGCAGGACGACCUCAGGGGCCUUCUGCUCAGGGCUGCAGACGGCUUCUUGUUAGUUGUGAGUUGUGAUGGAGCAAAGAUCUUGUUUGUCUCUGAGUCCGUCUGCAGGACGCUGAGCUUCAGCCGGUUGGAUCUGACCGGGCAAAGCUUGUUCGACUUCCUUCACCCCAAAGACAUCAACAAGGUGAAGGAGCAGCUGUUGUCCUCAGAGAGUCGUGGCCCCCCUGUUGCCGGGGCUCAGGUGCAGACGGACGCCCCCCUUAGUUCGCACCACAUGUCCUCUGGAGCCCGGAGGUCCUUCCUCUGCAGGAUGAAGCACAGUCGGGUGGCGGAGAAGCCGGACCACAAGCAGCCGCUGCCCAGUACUCCUAAAAAGAAAGACUCUUACAGACACUGCACCCUGCACUGCACCGGGUACAUGCACAGCUGGCCGAGCAGCCAGUCAGAGAACGACGCUGACAAGGAAACCUCCAGCCUGAGCUGCCUGGUGACGGUGUGCCGCCUCCUCCCUCUCGUGUCCCACCAGCCCCCCACAGACCUCCACACCAAGCCCUCGGAGUUUGUUACCCGCUGUGCCAUCGACGGCAAGUUCACCUUUGUAGAACAACAAGCCACGACAGUUAUCGGUUAUCUGCCGCAGGAAGUUCUCGGCACGUCGUGUUACGAGUACUUCCAUCAGGAUGACCUGCAGCACCUGGCAGAGAAACACUGGCAAGUUCUUCAAAGCAAAGAGAAGAUUGAGACGCGGUGCUACAAGUUCAAAACUAAACACGGCUCCCAUGUUUCCCUGCAAAGUCAGUGGUUUAGCUUCACAAAUCCAUGGACCAAAGAAGUUGAGUUUAUCGUGUCUUUAAACAGGGUCGUGUCCAGGGGGCCUGGUCACACAACACAUGAGGACGCAGGCAGCUCAAAGGCCCUUCAGGACGACACAAGGCAAAUACCCAUAAUUCCCGGCCUUUCCAGUGGUGUGGGCACGAUGAUCUAUGCAGGCAGCAUCGGGACACAAAUCGCAAACAAGCUCAUGGACUCCUACAGCAGAAUGAACUCGUCUCCAUCGAGCGGAGCUUCCAGUCCGUUUGGCCCGGCGCUGGAGAAAUAUCCCCUAGUUUCCUCACAAACCAGCACGAGUGCGUCCAGCAGAGAGGAGGCAGUAGGCAGUUCAUCCCAGUCGGACUCCCGGGCAGCAGUGGGCGUGAGCAGUGCAACCUCUGAGAGUUCAGGUGAGACGUCCCAGCUGGACCUGGACAGCAUGGUGGUGCCGGGCCUGAGCAGCUUCAGCAGUGAUGAGGCAGCCAUGGCGGUCAUCAUGAGCCUGCUGGAGACGGACGUCAACAUGGGUCAAUCAGGGGACUUUGACGACUUACACUGGCCGUUCUAGAGGGCGCAGGCUUUGUGCUCUCUCAUGCUCUGCUGCCGUUGUCUUGCAGAGAACUUCAGAUGUGUAUUCUGAGGCCGACUGAGCCGCCUUACACAACAAAACCUACUUGAAUUAAACCAAAGGCUUUAAGGAAGCUUAACAAAAUUUAGUAGCGAUUAUUGUUACUGUGAUUACCUUGUUGGCCCGCCUCUCGUCUGAAUGUGAGGUUCAAGUGUCCCAUAGCCUUCGGUGACACUUCAGCCUCCUCAGAGGGGCUCGAGCCCCGAGGUCUGGAUAUGAUCAGACUCCUGCAUGUGCAGUGCUGCUACAGAGACUCCUCAAACCUGUGACAUCUGCGAACCCCCCGGUACCGCGUGAUGACUGACGUUUUAUCAUAACAUGUUCUGAUUGUUCCAUUUGUACUGUUUUACCCCAACAGUAAAUACAGAUGAUCAACGUGAAGAUUAUCAGACAGUUUUCUGACCAGGUUGAGUUUGGUUGAUUCUUGGUAUUAUUGCCCUGCAGACUGACUGACAGGCAUCACACAGGAGUGAAUGCAACACACAAUAUAAAUAAUAAAUCACAACACAAUAAAUAUGCCAAACUACUCCAAGUAAAGAUGAACACUAGAGUACUAUGGAGCCAGUAUAGAGGUGAAACACUGCCCCCUGUUGGAGCAGGUGGCUCAGAACUACACACUGAACCUUUUUAAAAGCAACCAUGGGAAUGUGUUUCAUGGCAGAAGCUUUACUUUGGGACUGUUUUUAAUGUAGUAAAUACUUGAAUAUUGACAACUUUUAUUAAUCAAAACUCACACACAUGCAACUCAUUUGUGUCUGUGAGGUUCCUCGGUAAACAAGCUUUCUUUAGUGUCUGUUUUCAUAUUGAAUGUGCACGCAGGGACGGAGCCCUGUCUGCCUGUACUGAGUUCACAUAUCACAUUUUAAUUUAUGUUUAAUGCUUCUGGGGUUGGCAGGCUGAGGAAAACAUUUGACACAGAAUAACCCCUGAGUGUGUGAGGCUGGAUUUUACUUUUAGACUCUGUGACUUCGCAAUGCUCCUGUAAACGUGGUUAUAUCACUGAUUCCUCUCAUCUUGAAGCAUAAUGUGAUUGUGUUGCCUUGAACACAUGUUGUCUCUGACAGCUUCACUCGUAAAUCUGAAUAUUGAACACGUCCUGCUGUCUAAAGACAACAUGUCGGAUAUUUCUAUGUGCACAUUGAGGUUGAUGUAUCUGCUGUAAUAAGGAGUGAAGGAAAGUAAACAUUCUUUUCAUAAA